UGCUUACCGAUGCAAAAUGUGAGUGAGACAGGAAGGGGUCCAGCGAGCCAAAGUGAGAGAUGGAAAGUAAAUUAAUAAGAAAAGGGGAAGAGAGAUGUUGAGGUAGUUUAUUUGAGGAGAGAUUUGAUCGGAUCACAAUGUUAAGACUAAGUCUCCUGGUUAUCCUGCUCUCCCACUCGGCCUGCUCGAUGCUGCUGGGAUGGGUGGAGUCUCCAGGAUAUCCCAGUGGAUACUUGCCCCAUGCCAGUCUUAACUGGAGCAGGUGUGCCCCCAAAGGUCACACCCUCUCCAUCAGGCUCAUCCACCUGGACCUGGAGGACAGCCGGGACUGUGAAAACGAUGCAGUGAAGGUCUAUUCAAAUGGAAACUUGAUUUAUGUUCUGUGUGGCAAAAGGGAAUUUGAGGAACUCCAAUCCACUGUAAAUCCCCUGCUCGUCUCCUCUCCGGGCGGCUGCCUCUCUCUGUCUUUCCACUCCGACUACUCAAACACCAAGAGGCACACUGGCUUCAGAGGCUUUUACACUGUGCAAGACUUUAACGAAUGUGAGGACGACCCAGAAAACGGUUGCACCCAGUUCUGUCACAACUUCAUCGGAGGCUACCACUGCUCCUGUCGCCAUGGCUACCACCUGGGCAUGGACAAACACACUUGCACAGUGAGUUGUAGCAAGGACCUGUCAGGGCUGAACAAAGGAGACAUAUCCAGUCCCUCCUGGCCUGGUUCAUAUGCAGAGAAUGCCAACUGUCAGUACACCCUGUCUGUGGAGGCCCACCUGCAGCUGGAGCUGCACUUCUCUGGGGUUUUCGAUGUGGAGCAAAGCCCUGAUGGUCAAUGCAUAGACGCCCUGAGGAUUGAGACUCUCUCUGGGACUCUGGGGCCAUUCUGUGGCGACACGCCUCCCCCAUCUCCCCUCCUCACUCACUCACAUCACGUCAAAAUCCACUUUACCUCUGACGGCUUUGGCACAAACAAAGGCUUCAGUUUCCACUUCAAGACCAGAGGAAAGGUCUGUCCAGCGGUGGUAACCUCACACUCCACUGCGACUCCUCACAAACCAGAACAUCAACCAGGUCAAACAGUGACAGUUACUUGUGAUCUUGGCCAUGUUGUGAAUAUUCAAGGCAUCCAGACCUUGUCAACACAGUAUGAGACAACAUGCCUGAGUACAGGCCAAUGGGUCCCUUAUCACCCCUGUGAAUCUGUGAAUUGUGGCCAUCCUGAUAUCCCAGAAGAUGGCAUUCUGCAGUUGGUGGGCUCAGAUGAUUCACACACUCAGUUUGAAGACCAGAUCCACUUUAACUGCAGUUCAAAGUACUAUACCCUGGAUGGAGACGACACAUACAUUUGCAGUGCCAGUGGUGAAUGGGUAUCAAAUGGCGGAGACUCAAAGUUGCCAAAAUGCAAUCCAGUGUGCGGGAUGCCUGAAAAAGAAUCUGUGAGCGCAGGCAGGAUUUUAGGAGGUCAGAAUGCAGUGCUGGGAGAAAUACCUUGGCAACUUUUGAUAAAAAGGCCAAGCAGAGGAGGAGCAUCACUAAUCAACGACCGGUGGGCCGUCACAGCAGCUCAUGUUGUGGAGGGGGUAGAGGAAACUUCUUUGCAGCUGUAUGGUGGACUGGUAGAUGGGAAGAAAACAGCUGUUGAAGCGUCUGACAUAGUUGUCAUGGACAGUGAGAAGAUCAUAAUUCAUCCUGGCUAUGACACAAGCAGUCCACCUGAGAGGCGCACCAAUUUUGACAAUGAUAUUGCUCUUAUCAGAUUAGCUUCCAGGGUGAAUUUUGGCCCAACACUCCUUCCCAUCUGUCUGCCAACUGUAAACAGGGGCAUGGUGGAAAAUGAGCAAGGCACAGUUUCAGGCUGGGGGAUUACAGAAGUGAGGAAUACUUUUGCCAAGUCUCGUAUUUUGAAAUACGCUCACAUCGGGGUUUAUUCCCUCAAUGUGUGUCGGGAUACACCUUACUCAUCACCUAACAACCGCAUGACUUUCACUGAUAACAUGUUCUGUGCUGGAGCAGAGGGGAAGGACAGCUGUCAGCAAGACAGCGGAGGUCCAUUUGUUCUACCUAUGUUGUCUACAGGCAGUGGGCCUUAUAAUCUGGUUGGCAUUGUGUCCUGGGGAUCCCGCUGUAACGAGAGGAAGUUCAAGGGGUAUUACACCAAAGUGGAGAAUUAUGUAGACUGGAUUAAGGAGACAAUAGAUAAAGUAGACAAAUCUCGGCUCAGAAGACCACAGACUGAUAAACAGAUCGAACUGCUGACUCUGUUCAUGCAUCUUUCCAGGUUUCUGUAUGUGUCAGUGUGUGAGUGCUGGCCGCUGCCUGACUCUGAGCCUCUAAUGCACGGGGAGGUCCAGUCCCCCCAGUAUCCGCAGCCUUACCCUACCAACCUGCUGGAGCAAAGGGACCUCAGUGUACCCGAGGGCUACCAGAUCCGACUCACCUUCACACACAUGGACAUUGAAGCUUCUGCAGGCUGCUACUACGAUGCCCUUACAGUUCUCUAUGAUGGAAAGGUCUUGGGAAGGUUUUGUGGCCAGGAGAAUUCUGCCGAUGGGCAUCACCCUGGCAACCAGCCCAUCCUCUCUCCAGGCAACAGACUCACCCUCAUCUUCCAGACAGACAGCAACAACCCAGAGCGCCACCAGAAUGUGGGCUUCUCUGCUCAGUAUCAGGCCAUAGACAUGGAUGAGUGUUCUGCGCCCGCCCCCGUAGAUGGGUCAGGUCCACUCUGCGAUCAGAUCUGCCUCAACACCCUUGGCUCAUACCUCUGCUCUUGUCACCACGGCUAUGAACUUCGCUCAGACCAGCGCACCUGUGUGUUAUCCUGCGGUGGUGGUAUUUUUGAUGAGCCAGAGGGACAUCUGUUCAGUCCAGGAUACCCUAACUCCCCACCGCAUGCCGUGUCCUGUCAGUACAUCAUUUCUGUAGAAUCUGGCUUCACUGUGUCUCUCAACUUCUCUGACAACUUCCACAUCGAGAGCGUGGGCACUCAGCAAGGCCCAAACUGUCUCCAUCACUGGCUGCAGGUGACCGUUCAAGACAGAGAGCCCAUGAAGCUGUGUGGUGCAAAGAGUCCAGGCCUGAUAGAAACAAACUCCAACACUGUCAAACUGGACUACCACACUGAUGAUGAAGGCCUGAGCAACGGCUGGAGCCUGGACUACAGCACACAGAGAGUGCAGUGCCCAAUCCCGGCUAAAGUAGUUAAAGGCAGAGUCACACCGAUCUUGACCGAAUAUUUCUACAGAGACUACAUCUUUGUGCGAUGUGACCAAGGAUACAAGCUGAUGAUGGAUGGUCAGGAGAUUGAGAGCUUCUCUACCAUGUGCCAAGGCGACGGACAGUGGCACCUCCCUCUGCCAGAAUGCCACAUAAUUGAUUGUGGAGAACCUGAAUCUCUGCUGAAUGGAGGGGUGACCUUCCUGUCUGGCUCUCAGAAUCAGUACCGCUCUGCUGUUCAGUAUCACUGUAAUGAACCAUUUUACUCUCUCCUUGGGGGUGUAAAUGUUAGCUUCACCUGUGAAGCAGACAGAAAGUGGAGAUCCAACCAUGAUGCUGUUAUCAGUCCAAUAUGCCUACCAGUUUGUGGCAAGCCAACAGCAGUCAUCUCUUCCUAUGAGAGGAUCAUUGGAGGCAAUGAUGCUCCAGCGAAUACCAUCCCUUGGCAAGUGCUACUGAGUGUAGAUGGAGGCAGAGGAGGAGGCAUGGUGAUUGCAGACCACUGGGUUCUGACUGCAGCUCAUGUCGUAGCAAAUAAUAAUGGAACACCAGCAUCAAAGGACGUUAUACGGAUUUACAUGGGAAUUAAUGAAAUUCAAACCUUAAACGUCUUGCCUAUUAGUGCUGCCUCAGUCCAUGUUCACCCUGGUUACAACAACAUCAACAAUGUAAACUACAACAAUGACAUUGCGUUGAUCAAACUGGAAGACCCGAUCACAUUCACUUCAUCCGUAAUGCCCUUAUGUUUGCCAGCAGAGGAAGACACAUACCUCACUGGCACCAUGGGAUUGGUGUCAGGCUUUGGCGUAACAGAGACGGCAGAAAAACGACGUGUUUUAACAAAUAAGCUGAAGUACUUGCAGGUCCCUGUGGUGGAGCAGGGGAUAUGCAGUACUUCCAUCAAUGCGUUUAGGAGGACAAGGCCUGGCGUACCAAACCUGACAAAUAACAUGUUUUGUGCUGGAGUCCCUGAAGGUGGGAAGGACUCCUGCCAAGGUGACAGUGGAGGCCCCUAUGCCCUGUAUGACAAUGGACGGUUCUGGGCUGCAGGGAUUGUGAGCUGGGGCGUUGACUGCGGCAAGAAGGGAACAUAUGGAAUCUAUACCAAAGUCACCAACUACAUGGACUGGAUCAAGACGACCAUGGAAGAGAACUGAAAUUUACAUUUCAUUACAACCUGAUGUGAAGAUGAUGACAUUUCUAAUAAAAUAAGAAGAAAGAGAACUAAUUUUGCUAUUUAAUUAUACUCUUGUCUGCAGAAUUAAUACAUAUUGUGUCACAAGAAAAAGCUAUGAAUUAAGAUAAUCUUCCAGUUGAUGAUAAAACGAUUAAGUGCAAAUUCCUGCUUGUGAUGAUUAGAACCAUUUCAGAACUUUAUAAAGUUAUUCAAUGAAUGCCAUACACAUUCUUCACUAGUCAUUGCAUUGUAUUUCCAAAAGCAUCUUUUCUUCAAGUGUGAAUAAAGUGAUAUAAUGCAGA
Molecule: messenger RNA, 4695 nt
Organism: Seriola aureovittata
Lineage: Eukaryota; Metazoa; Chordata; Actinopteri; Carangiformes; Carangidae
Exons: 23
Coding region: 138-4373 (1411 amino acids)
Biological process (GO): proteolysis
Molecular function (GO): serine-type endopeptidase activity; calcium ion binding
Source: RefSeq, a predicted model, not a curated record